Molecule: messenger RNA, 1690 nt
Organism: Lindgomyces ingoldianus
Lineage: Eukaryota; Fungi; Ascomycota; Dothideomycetes; Pleosporales; Lindgomycetaceae
Exons: 3
Coding region: 58-1287 (409 amino acids)
Source: RefSeq, a predicted model, not a curated record
CAGCUCCGCUCUCCAGCUCAUCUCCCCUCACCAAAUGCGUUUCACAUCGCUGCCAACAUGCUGUUUUACGUGAUAUGGUUCGUACUCAACUCAGCCUCCGCAAAUGCAAACGUUUUGCCCUCUCUCAGCCCCUCAAUAUCGGACCCCACCAUCACCCCAGCGCCUCAGCUACCCCCGCUCGAGCUCCUCCGGAAGCAAAAUGAUAACCGGUUCUUGGGAUGGGUGAGUUACAAAGGCGCCUGGACCUCGGAGCAGUGUGAUCUUGGAGGCACAUAUUAUCAGAGUGGGAGUUUUGCAAGGUGUUGCGCGACGUCGGUUGCGAGCUGUAAUGUGGUUAUUGGGUGUGUGGAUGGGAGCUUGAUUUAUGGGUAUUCGACGGGGACGGUGUCGAGGAGGACUUAUGCUUGCACCGAUGUCUUCACAGAUCUUACAGAUCGAUCCUUCACGAUAUGCAACACUGGGUUUAUUUUCGAAAACACGAAAGACUCAAGUCCGCAUUCGAAUAUCUUUUGUGGAGUGAGCUCCCUAAAUUGGAGCUACUAUCGCGUUAAGCCCGAGGAGACGUCGUCAACCCCUACCCCUACACCCUCAUCCACACCUCAAUCAAUCACGGCAACGCCCACCUCAACGCCGACCUCCUCCUCUACCGCUGCCCCCAUCGAAUCCCCUACAUCAAAGAAAUCCUCAAGUAAAGCCUGGAUCGCAGGUGUCGUUGUCGGACCCAUUGCAGCAAUUGCCAUAGGAGCUUUAGUCGUUUGGAUAAUCCUGCUGAAACGCAAGCACAAGAAAGAAGACGGGAACCCACCAGCAUCGAUUCCACAAACCCCUCACCCACCUUAUUCCCCAGGCGGUCCUAACGGCCAACCGCCACGAGAAUCCUACAUACCGUACAACCCGCAGAUGCAGCAAGGGCAAGGGCAUCCACCAGGCAUGCUUCCGUACCCGAUGGAUGCGCAACGCACAAGCUACAUGUCCAAUGGACACUCGCCGACGAGCCCGACUACGGCGUCGAACUCCCCGAUGCCGCAGGCGAGUCCGUAUGGACCGCUUUCACAUAGUCCGCAGCCAGGACAGCAAGGUUAUCAGCAACAGCAACAACAGUGGCAACCCAUUCAGCAGCCGACGAGUCCCCAGAUGAUGAGUCCACAGUAUACACCGCAGCAACCCAUUCUGGUCGAUGCGGGAGGUUUGCAUAAGACACCAAGUCCACAGCCGUUGAAUGGGAAUAAUGGAAUGUACUCAACGCAGCCAGAGUUGGUGCCUCCGCCACAGCAGAUUGUGAGGUAGAAUGAGGGUUAGAUUGGGUGGUAAGAUGAAUGAUGUGAUGUAUUGUAGCUAGGAUGAGAUUUGUUAUGUGGCUAGUGUCAGGCAAGGAGGUUUCAUGGAACAUCCCAGUCGCUGGUCUAUUGGAUUUCGCCUUGACGAAGGAAGAAAGUAGGAUAUAUUUCGUAAGGCUGGAGUAUGUCUCGGACGGAGAAAGCCACGAUGGACCGACGGUGAGCUCGCUGAUGGGAUGGAUGACUUGGCUUGGCUUUGAGCCAAAACCUUGGAGCUAAACCCUUGGGGGUACUUCUUUACUUUUCUUCCGCCAUUCGCUGGAUACCCUUCCACUGGUAAUGUAGUCUGACCGGUACUCAAGUUGUGUAUUACUGAGUAUAUUGUGUUUAUCUCAGGUUUAUUCCCAAAAUAU